AUGUCUCUGAGUCUAGUGAAGCUGAGGGUGCCCCCUGAGGUGAAAGUCUCUGUGUUAGUGGAAGGAAACAUUUCGAUUUACAGGCAGUCGUCAAUCUACAUUCAGGUGAGCACUCUGUCCGGUCUCGAGAUGCAGAUCCAGGUUGGCCCAGUUUUUCAGGCAUACGUUAAUAUCGGAAAUGAUUUCUUCGGCACCAGUACUGGGGGUUACCCUCCCAACAAGUGCCAUCUGCUGGGGGAUGUAACCAGUAUUUUUGGAAGAUGCCAUAGUUUGGUGGACCCUGUGCCAUUUGAAGAGAAAUGUCAGUUUGAAACGUGCAACUAUGAAAGGACACAGGACUUUUUGUGUGCAGCUCUGGGGUCAUACGCUCGUGCAUGUGCAGCAAAAGGACUGAUUUUGAAUGAAUGGAGAAAUACUGUGCAAGGCUGCAAAAUUAUGUGCCCUGAUCGUCAAGUUUUUAGCUACAAUGCCAGAGCAUGUGAUCGGACCUGUGUGUCACUAUCUGACCGAGAUUUUGAAUGCACUGCAAUUGAUGUCCCAGUUGAUGGGUGUAUCUGUCCAACAUAUUCAUAUCUUGAUGUUUAUGCAUGUGCUGUCAAGCUUGCAGCCCUCAAACUUGAAGAUGAAAAAGUGGAAGAUGACACAGGUGGUAUGUACCAGCCCAUGGCCGGUCUCUUGUGUCCGGAACAUCUUGGAAGCAUCUGCUCCUCUUCUUCCGGUGGCAACGGCAUCGGGGCUGCAUCCAUUUUGGACUCUAAGGUUUCCUUGACAAUAGGCGGAGGGGAGCACCUGCAGUUUCUACCAAGCUUUCGGGCUGUUCUGAGCGGCCAGGACUCAUGCUGUGCAAAUGAAACACGCCCAAAUUUUAAGAUUGUGUCUGAAAAUGUUAUUUGUGGCCAAUCAGGAGUGACCUGCUCCAGAGCAAUAAAGAUAUACAUUGGGGAUGUUCUGAUAGAAAUGAGAGAUGCAAUCUACAAGAUAACACCUGAAAAUGCAGCUGACAAAUUCAACAUCCAAAUCAAUCCACUUUAUGUAUCUCUCGAAGUAGUAAUCCCUGGGGGUCACCUACUACAAAUGUUAUGGAACAAGAAUACAAAUACAUUCAUUCGCUUCACCAGAAUGCAACAGCUUUCACUCUGUGGACUAUGUGGAAAUUUCAAUGGUGAUAUAGGAGAUGAUUUUAUAACUCGCAGCCAAUACUUGGCCUCCAAUGCAUUAGAAUUUGCAAAUACUUGGAAGGAAGAGCCUUUAUGUCAAGAUGUGACUGAAAUUUUGCGUCCGUGUGAGCUAAAUCCAUAUCGUUUGGCCUGGGCAGAGAAACAAUGUCAUAUAAUUCACAGCAAUGUCUUUGAACCAUGUCACAAUCUGGUUUAUCGAGUUCCAUAUUAUGAAAGCUGUGUACAAACUACAUGUGGUUGCGACAUUUUUGGAGACUGUGACUGUCUAUGUGGUGCUGUUGCUGUCUAUGCAAAAGCCUGCUUAGAUGCUGGAGUCUGUAUCAACUGGAGAAGCCUUGACUUCUGCGCUGUGUACUGUGACUACUACAACACCCAUCCUCCAAGAAAUAAUCAGUCAGAGUUUACUGAGAAUGGCGAUUAUCCAAGUCAUUAUCAACCUUGUUCAUGUCCUGAUAACUUGUGGGCCUUUCCAAUGAAUAAUAUGGAAGGUCUGAACAUUAACAUACACAUCAAUAAUCUUGACUUCAGGUUUCUAACUACUGUUCAACUGUGCAUUAUUUGUGUCUCGCUGCAGGUUGCUACAGAUGUGCAACGAAUGAGUAUUAUGAUGACAACUUGCAAUCAUGCGUAUCCUGUGCCCUUCGCGGACUCGCAGCUACAGCAAGAGACUACGGACAAGAGCCAGUCAAAAUCAUGUUUUCACACCAGGGGUGAGCCUCAGGUCAUCGAGACUCUAACCCAGCUUGGCUAG
Messenger RNA from Rhincodon typus (whale shark), 1929 nucleotides. RefSeq names its product mucin-6-like. Gene Ontology annotation, cellular component: extracellular matrix. Lineage: Eukaryota; Metazoa; Chordata; Chondrichthyes; Orectolobiformes; Rhincodontidae. The record is from RefSeq and is a predicted model, not a curated record. The coding region runs from base 1 to 1929 and encodes 642 amino acids. The transcript has 15 exons.